Messenger RNA from Zophobas morio, 429 nucleotides. RefSeq names its product U1 small nuclear ribonucleoprotein 70 kDa-like. The transcript is spliced from 3 exons. Lineage: Eukaryota; Metazoa; Arthropoda; Insecta; Coleoptera; Tenebrionidae. The record is from RefSeq and is a predicted model, not a curated record. The coding region runs from base 1 to 429 and encodes 142 amino acids.
AUGGAAGAAAAGAGAAAAGAGGAAAAGGGGGAUGACAGAAAGAAGCAAAAAGUGAAUUUGAGAAAACGGGAAAAAUGGAAAGCGGAAAAGAGUCUAAUGGGUGAAUGGAAAAUAGAGAAAAAAGAUAGAGGAGAACAGGGUAAAUGGAAAAUGGGAAUUCGGCAAGGAAAUAAAGAACUAGGAAGGCAGACAGAGAGGGACAGACUAAGGGAGGGCGAGAGGGAAAAGGGAUGUAGGGACAAAAUGUUAGAGAACGAUAAAGAAGUGGACAAUAAGGCAGGAAGCGAGAGGAAGAAAGUGAGAUACAGAGAGAGAGAGAGAGGUGGAAGAGGGACUGAAACAGAAAGGGACAUAUGGAACAAGGAAGCAAGGGAGAGAGAAGAUAGAAAGAUAAAGAAAUGGGGAAACAGGAAGACAGGAGGCAAAUAG